UUCUCACCGACUCUCCCCCUCCGGGUGGAAUAGAACUCACAACAACUUUACGGAACAUCCUAAGCAGCAAAAGACCUUACCGGACAGGUGGGAGAUGAAACGCGCCUUUGCUCCAAGAUGGCAGAGCCAGAGCCAGAGCCGCAGCCAGAGCCGGUGCCGGUGCCGGGGUCGGGGUCGGUGGAAAAACAGGAACAGCCUGAAAAAGUUCUGAUUACUGAAGUGCAAAAAGAACCUACAUUGCCAGUGCCUAUAACUGAAACAUCUAGGACUAGUAGCCAACUACUUGAAGUAGUGUUAUCUAUAGAUCAAGUACCAGAAGCUUCUGAGCCAACCCCAAAAGCUUCAGCGCCACAAAUUGAGACUCAGUCUCCCUCUUCAUCUUUCCAAACUCUUCAACCUUUGCCAUCUCAGAAAAAAAUUGAUUUUCCAAGGGCUUUGAUCAGAUCAGUGGAAAGCAUUGUGCGGGCUCAAGAAUCAGCACCUCAAGAAGUGGUACAACAGACUGCUCCACCAGCUCAAGUUCCUGAGGAACCUGUUGAGAAUGAGCCAAUGCCAACAGUUUAUUUAGAUCCUUUUGAGAUUUCUCUUGAAUACGUAGAGAGGCAUAACAUCCUACAGAUAUUUCAGGUGACUUCCUCUCUUCUUGCCCUUUCCGACUCUUUAACUUGA
Molecule: messenger RNA, 669 nt
Organism: Thamnophis elegans (Western terrestrial garter snake)
Lineage: Eukaryota; Metazoa; Chordata; Lepidosauria; Squamata; Natricidae
Product: translation initiation factor IF-2-like
Exons: 2
Coding region: 118-669 (183 amino acids)
Source: RefSeq, a predicted model, not a curated record